Molecule: messenger RNA, 1396 nt
Organism: Lineus longissimus
Lineage: Eukaryota; Metazoa; Nemertea; Pilidiophora; Heteronemertea; Lineidae
Product: ribosome biogenesis regulatory protein homolog
Exons: 8
Coding region: 4-1038 (344 amino acids)
Biological process (GO): ribosome biogenesis; endonucleolytic cleavage in ITS1 to separate SSU-rRNA from 5.8S rRNA and LSU-rRNA from tricistronic rRNA transcript (SSU-rRNA, 5.8S rRNA, LSU-rRNA); ribosomal large subunit biogenesis
Cellular component (GO): preribosome, large subunit precursor; nucleus; nucleolus
Molecular function (GO): protein binding
Source: RefSeq, a predicted model, not a curated record
AGCAUGGCCGACCUCGUGGAAAGUGUCCUGCAAUCGAUCGCAGAAAAGGAGGCGAAAUACAAAACUGUAGAGGUUCCGAAAGAUAUUGAACUUGAAAUAGAUGAGGGAAACUUACUUGCUAUUGACCCAAAUCCGUUAGAACUAAAAUUAUUGAGACUGAAUAGGGAGACAUUUUUAAAAGACCUUGCAAGAGACAACACACAACUUCUCAUAAACAAACUAUGGAAGUUGCCAGUGGAAAGAAAGGAAGAUGUCAUUGUAGCUAAACUUCCUGCUCCUAAGACAAUUAUUCCGAGAGAAAAGCCUGUUCCAAAAGAAAAGAAAACCACCAGAUGGGAACAAUAUGCGGCACUCAAGGGCAUACAGAACAAGAAGAAAGGACGCAUGGUCUAUGAUGAAGUUCAUAAGGAAUAUCGUCCAAGAUGGGGAUACAAGCGAGCGAAUGAUGAGACUAAGGAGUGGGUUAUUGAGGUGCCACAGAAUGCUGACCCAUAUGAAGAUCAGUUUGCCAAGAAGAAGAAAGAAAAGACCGAAAGAUCAGCCAAGAAUGAGCUGCAGAGGUUGAGGAACAUUGCAAGGUCACAUAAAAUGAAAGUGCCUGGUGUGGGCCUCACUCCGACAGACACUCCCUCAAAAGACCAUGUUCAGAAUGCCUUACGAGCUGCCAAGAGGUCGACAGCUUCUGUUGGAAAGUUCACGAAAAAACUGCCCGCAGAAAAGCCUGGAAAAGAUAAUCGAGGAAAGAAACGAAAGUUUGAACCAAAUAUUUCCGACUUCAAAAAAGAAAAGAAAAAUUCUCUUGAAAUCUUGAAUAGACUGAGCGGCAAGAAUCCUAAACUUGAUGUCAACAAAGCAGUUAAUCAGCAUUUAAGAGAAGAGGACGAAAAGAGACGGGAACGGAGAGAAAAUGGAGAGGACACGAGGAAGAAAACGGGAAGACGUUCAAAAGCUGGACAGAGUAGUGGCAAAGGAAAGGGACGAAAGGUUAAGAUGGGUAAACCAGGAGGCAAGAAGGGUGGAAAAGGAAAGAAAAGAUAGUCAAAACCCUAGUCAAAACCCUUGGGGUUUAUCUAUGAAUGAACAGUGAUACGUUUUCCGAAGUUGAUGGUAUGGGAUUUCAAAGGAUACUUUGAAGACCGGGAGAACUUUCCGGUUUGAAAUGGCCAUGGGUAGCCAGUGUGCGCUUGUUGGUUUCCGGAGAAAGUUUUCUGGAUUAGACUAGGAAAUUUGAAGCAAUUUGAGACUGUUGUACAGUACAACGCGCAAUAUGAUAACUUACAUCUACAUGUUCCUACCAUUUCAUGCAAAAGGGAGGUUUCAUUACCUUUCAGGCCAUGCAUCCUUGAUCCUACUUGUUUUCUCCUUGUCAAUCUAAUAAAAAAUAUAUAUUAUGUAA